CAGAAUUCUGUUGUAUAAAGCUUGUCUGUUAUAAAACUUAUUGUUUUAAAAACCAAGUACAAUAAUGUAAAGAGCUGUGUUUUUAAAACCAUUAUGUUUGGAAUUUUUCAAAGUAGCUUACAUAAUAUCCAAGUCCAAAAGGCAAUCAUUAUUUUUAAUUAUUUAGAAAUGGAAUAGAAUUAUUCCUUCAGUGUAUUUUUUUGGGUGAAUUAAGACCAAUUUUCCCACUACUUUUAUUUACCUUUUGGAAAGUAAAAAUACCUUUAAAACAUUUUUUUUUUUUUUAAAAAGAGCAAAUUGACUUUCCUAAUCUAAUCAACUGUACAGGUAAUUUGUUUCUUCAAUCCCAGAAUUUCUGUUUCUAAGAGUGACUUCUUGUAAGAAGUCAUUUAGACAGAAGUGAUUUGUCUUAGUAACCUAGACUUCUCCAGACUUAUAAAAAUAUGCUUUUAUUAAAUUUCUCAAGUACAAUGGAUAUUGACUUCAUAAUCUUACUUCAUUUUCAUAUGUUUUAUUGCUUUAAGUUCCUUGACAGCAUUUAGCUAACAGUUUAUAACUUACAAUUUGAGUUGCUGUGCUAGUUAGUUCUCACCACAGUUCCUUGACCUGCGUGUUAAGAGUAUCGCUUUAGGGAAUAGGAAUCAGCUAAGAAGACAAUGUCCACAUCCACAGCUAGUACGGAUGCCCCAACAUCACCUCCUCAUUUCCUGUAUGCAGAGCUCUCUCCCAUACCCAGGGAAUUCUAAGUGUUCUCUUUGUUCAGUUAAGUUGCAAUCAUUACUCCUGUAAGCAUGCAUCGAUUUCGGAGUCAUACCAAGUACAGAAAGUCACAGGGCAUGUCUGAUAGUCAGGUCUCUGCCUCCUCCAACUCAUGUCUUGUUUUAAAAGUAGGCACAAGUAGGGGAUUUGUAUGAAUCUGAAGCAUUGCUACUUUUGGUGAUGGGGGGAUGUAAGACAAAGGAAGGUUAUUUUCAUCUCAGUUCCUGGCUGGUCACAGUGUUCCAUGCCACAGAAAGCUCUGAAUGAUUUCUUCAGAAGAGAGACUAAAGCCAAGAAUUAGCCCUCCCCCUGGCCUGGCCUGCAGCUGCAGGCAGGUUGGCCUCCCCUCUGGGCAGUCAGGUCUUAUUAGGUCAGCUGCAGGCCUAGUUGGAAUGCAGAGUGAGAAUCAGAGACAAGGAAGGCCAGAAGUGUUUCUGUGUGUAUUUUUUUUCUUUCAAUUUUUAAGUUUUACAUAAUUGGAAGCUUUAUACAUGGGUGCUGUUAGGGACAAUUUAUUUGUUUUGUAAUAUACAGGCUACAGUCUGCGUCAUUCAUCAUUGGGCAAUUUCCUUCAUUUUAUGAACUUGAGUGUACUUUCACAAAGCUAACUAGGACUAGCCAGUCACUCUAAGUCCCCUCCUGAUAUGAUCAAGAACAGCCAUAAAAACAGGGGUAGGAGGUUGCCAUGGGAAUAUGUGGCAUGCAGUUUUAGAGUAAUUGCUUUUUAUGUAAAUAAAAACACUAUGCUAUGAAAUAAUGCCAGACGUUAUAACAUUUCCAAACACAUUGAGGGAUGGUGUACGCCUUUAAUCCCAGAACUGGGAGGCAGGGGCAGGUGGAUCUCUGUGAAUUCAGAGCCAGUUUGAUCUACCUAGUGAUUCCUAGGCCAGAGAGAUUACACAGCCAGAGAUCCUGUCUCAAAACAAACAAAUAAACAAACUUAAGGUCCCGUUUCCUGACUAAGCCCUGGUUAGAGCCUUCCAUGGGCAUAUAGUACCCGCCAGUAAGGCAGUGGCUUAUCAUCACUGCCUCAUUACACAAGCACAGUGAGUUAGGUUACCUAGAAAGAACAAAUGCCCGCCCGGGGACAGCCUACAGGAUACAAGAUCAGCUUAAACAAAACAGAGAGAGUAACCUCACUAGUCAGCAGAAUAAGCUUUCUAGCAGGAGGGAAACUCUUUGGCAGAAUAGGUAAGCUUACUGUCAGGCAGGUCAGCGAUACCAGGAGGGAAGCUUGCAAGCAAGAGAAGUGAGAUUAUUGGCGGAGGGUGGGGGUGGGGGUGUAAGCUUUCUGGGGGGGGGGACAGUGGAGAUGUGUACUAUCCCCAAGACUGAAGGUCCCAUGGAUGCUUUACAGAUAUGCUAGCCUAGUGUUCUGUGCUAGAAAAUCGUAAGGCUGUCUACAUGUUUCUGUAUGCUGCUUCUUAAAGGGGAGGCAUUUUGUGUUAGACUGCAUAUGCAGUGGCAUAAUUAGCUUGCUCUGACCUGAUAGUCCUGUGUUCUAAGAACUACCCAAGGGAAUGUACAUACGGGGAAGCAGCUCUCUCUCCAGAAAGUACUAGUAGGGAGUUAACUUUAUCUAGACACUCUGACUUGGCCUGCUUGGGGCAUUCCCCAUGACUCUUAGUUCUUCCCCCACCUCUGGAAUGGGAAGGGUCACUUCAGCUGUGGCAUUUAUGUCCUACUUAUUUCAGGAACAAUGCAUCCAUGUCCUGUGUAUAGCCAAACUGCUGCACUGUUAUUCAUACAGGCAUACAAUAUAAUGACUUUGAUGUUGCUAAAUGGUGGAAAUUUUUCAGCUUUUUUAAAGUCUCACUUAGGGCACCAUUGUUAUAUAUUGCCUCCCCAAAAGAUGUUUAUGAUGUAGCAGAUAUCUCUGUGUGUUUUUUUAUGCUAUUUCAAAAGCUGGUGGUCUUUCCUCAAACAGAGUGCUGUGCUAGUCAAUAUUAGCCCAAAAGAAGAGUCAGUACAAGGUCUGGGCAAGCAUAUCCCAACUUGCUAUAUGUUACAGUGAGCCACAAAGUAAGACUCACUGUAGUAAUCCUUAUAUUAAGAUAUAUAAUGGAACAACAAUAUGAACUAACCAGUACCCCCAGAGCUCAUGUCUCUAGCUGCAUAUGUAUAAGAAGAUGGCCUAGUGGGCCAUCAGUGGAAAGAGAGGCCCAUUGUUUAUACAAACUUUAUCUGCCUCAGUACAGGGGAACGCCAGGGCCAAGAAGUGGGAGUGGGUGGGUGGGGGAGUGGGUAGGGGAGGGUGUGGGGGACUUUUGGGAUAGCAUUAGAAAUGUAAAUGAAAUGAAUACCUAAUAAAAAUGUAAAAAAAAGAAAUAUAACAUGAAAUCGAAAUACAUCAAAGAAUUAUAAGAGUAUAAAAUUUAGAAUUUGUAAAGAUAUUUUUGAAUGGGUAGAUAGGCAAACAUUUUUAUUAAUAAUGGAAAAAUGGCUUUUAUACAACCUCUGGUCCAAUAAAUAUGGUCAUAAUGUUAUUAAAUAUCACAACCUAUUGAGAAAUAGGAAUAAAAUGUAAAGUGUUAGUCCAUGGCCAACAGCAAAAUAUCAAUAUAUAAUAGGGAGAAAAUAAUGAAAAUUUUGAUUUGGUAUUAUAUUACAGAGGUCUGAAGGUGUGCUAAAUGACAUAUACUAUGCAAAGACUUUAAAUUUUAUGUCUAAUUCAUUAUAGAUCUUUGCAUUUGCUUCAGUGUUCAGAAUGUUACAUCCAGUCGACGUCUUUGGUAAUAUCCCUUUAAUUUUUCACCAGAGGUAAGAAUCUUACUGUGUCUUUCCUGCUCCUGGCUCAGUACUAGAUAGCUGUUUUUAAUGGAAGGGACCAAGUGCCCUGUGGUAGGAAUGGCCCUCUAGGAAGUAAAAAGAGAGUGUUGAUGGGCGAAGACCCAAGGGCAGAGAUGCAUGGGGCAAGUUCUCCUGGGUUAUUCUUCACUUUGCUGAGAACAGUACUGAAAGUAAUACAGAGUUGGUCUGUGUCCUGAACUGUGACCAGAUCUGUAAUGAGGCCUCCCAUAUCUAUGUGCACCUUGAAUAAGAGUGAGCCACUUCCUGAAUAGAAAACCACUUGAAGAACUCAAUGACAGUCCCUAUGACUGGUUAUUCUGAGGACUCACUAAGCCAGCCCCCUAGAAACCCCGAGGCCCAGUGUUUCACUGGGAAUAUGUUCAGAAAUUCGAAAUCACCCACAGUCUUUCUAAAGACUCAGUUUAGGUGGGCUGCUAUCUAGGACUGGAAAUAAAAGGCUAGGAGAGGGUAUUUUUGUUUUAACACUACACACAAGAAUGAGUCAGAAUUUCAGAGUCCAGGAAUCACCAUAGGAAACACAAGCAGCUUGAAAGGUAAAAUAAUAUAAAUGAAAAUAUGACCACAGAUGUUCUUGAAUGUAUUUCAAUGGGGAAUGAUAAUAGACCACGUAAGAGAUUGAGCUUGUGUGAUGAAUACUUCUUUCCUGUUAUUUGAGCCACACUGAAAAAUAUGAAUCCUGACAUUUCUAUAGAUAAUAAAUAUGAAAUAAAAGCACUUAGUCAUGACAUUAGGAAACUACUGAUACGGACUCUACCUGAUUAUGGCUUCAGCUUUAAUUAUUUGCUUCCCAAUCCCUGGGGUCAACUCUUGCUUUGCUUAUUGAAUAAGACAUCUAGUGUGUUUUAAUUUGUUGAGCAUAUGAUAGAGACUCCAGUUUCAAGAGACAUUAAAAAUGCCCAGCCAGGUCUCAUGAAACCUUUAGAUACCUGUGCUAUGGUAACAGUAAAGUUCAGUAGAAAUAAACCUCAUCAUACUGGAACAUGAAACUUGGUUGAACACACAGAACCACUGUCAUAGCCCAUUACUACCUGGGGUCCAACUACCUGGCAUGGUUCAAAACCAGACCUGUCUUCUUUAAACCAUACCAUCACAUAGUUUUGGAAUUGACUACUUUUUUUUUCCACACUGGUAUUAGUGUAACUUGUUGAGAACUUAGUUUUCAGCUAAAAGUAGUAUACAGUGCUAUUAGUUCUUUAGUAUUGUUCUUGCAGAUAUUUUGCUAGCUAUGUCAUGCAGAUAUUUGCUAGUAUUAGUCAUGGUUCACUAGAGGGACAGAGCCAUGAUGUCUAUUAUGAAAUAGAUUUAGUAGUCUAGCUUACAUGAUACAGGCUGGGUAAUCCAACAGUAUCUGUCUAUGUACUGGGCAGGCCAAGAACUAGGACCAUUCUCUGUUCACAAGGCUGGAUGGCUCAACAGCUCAGUCUGUCACUGAAGGCCUAGGGGGUCAGUGGGCAGUCCCUGCUGUUCUGUACACAUUGGAAGGCCAAAGAAGCUGGGUUCUAAUGUUAGUGGAAGACGGCAGCAGCAGAGCCUAUGUCCUCACCGGCAGGAGUGAAUGUGGAUGAGCAAAAGCAGCCCUGCCAUUCCUUACGACUUGUACUGCAUCUUUUGUGAGCAUGUAGGCUGCAGCAUUAAAAAGCAGUUCAGACCCCCAACGGUCUGAUGAUAACCUACAGUACCAAUGGGAAGAUAUACAGAUGAAUAUAAUAUAACUGUUGUCUAAAAUUGUGUAUUACCCCAGUGAUUUCAAAUGAAGUCAUUUCUACAAUACAUCCAUUUACCUUUGGGGUAGAUAUGUUUAUUUUUUUAAUCUAUGUGGUAUAAAGAAAAAGUAUUACAAGUGUCUGUUUUUUGAUUCAUAAUUACACACACUCAUUUGUAUGUAAUUAUGAACUCUUUUCAUUUUGUAUGUGAUAGCUCCCACAUAGUAAUGAACCUAGUUUUGAAAUUUUAAAUGUAAUGUGAAGAAGAGUUUAAAGCAAGAGAGUUAGUCAUUAAAAUUGAUUCUGUAAAGUAACAGCAAGGAAUAAAUUAGAUGGAAGUAUUUUUUUUUCAAAACCUGAAUGUUUGAAAGAAGGACCCUAUAACUAUAUCUGUAAAUUUUGUUUCAUAUUUUCAAUUGCUUAGCAGUCUUAUCUUCUCUGUUGAAAGUUUAGGCUUCCCACAAAGGGAUAUAGAUAUCUUUAAGCCCCUAAUAAGCCCCAAAUCAAUUUUUAAUAGAUGUUAGGAAACCAUUGAGUGUAUUUGAACAGGCAAUCAAAUGAUCAAUGCUGUGGGGAUGAAAUAUUUGUGUGUAAAAUAAAGUGGAAAAAAAAAAGCUAAAUAGCAAGUUCUUACAAAUGUCAAGAGAAGUUUUUAUGAGGACAGUAAGAUUGAAAAACAUACUGGCUCCACUUUAUACAGCAAAUUGGAAGAAAAUUCACUUAUGUUUCAAAUCUGGGCAAUUGGAAAAGAAGUGACUAAUAAAUACUGUAGUUUUGCCAUGUACCACUCACAAAAUUUAAUACACACAUACACACACACACAUAUGUGUGUGUGUGUGUGUGUGUAUGAGUAUAUAUACAUACAUACAUGAGACUAUAUAGUCAUAUAUACACAUAUAUACAUAUAUAUGUAUAUAGUCUCAUAUAUGUAUGUAUAUAGCAUCUGAAUUCUGGAACUAAUGAGAGAUAUCUAGAAAUGAUCACUAACACUUUGGAAUCAUGGAAUAAACUCAGUUAUUCAGAAAAAACAAAAAACAAAAAAUGAGGGAAACAAUAGGUCCUGCUUCUAUUGGUUGAUGGGUAUCAUAUAACUAAUGAUGGACCAGAAAAGGCAAUAGACAGCUGGAAAAAGAUGCCCAAAAUAGCACUAAUGUACAAACUCAAGGAAAUGUUUUUCAAGGAAAGAUUGAGCAACAGGAGCUUAUAUUGAAAAUAAGACAAAAAAAAAUGAAAAUGCAGAACAAAGUGCAACAGUGGCACAGAUGUUACAGAGAUAACCAAGAACAAAAGUGCAACAGUGGCACAAACGUUAUGGAUGUAACCAGUCAUCUUAUAGUACUUCUGGAUCUACUCUGUUAUGUGAAACCCAUUCCUGGAACUGUUAGCAGGGAAGGAACUGUGGCUAGAUAGGUCAGAGACCAAAAGGGAGAGAGCCUGAUACUACUAAUCUGCUAAACUGACAUAGUAUUAAAUGAACUCCUAAGGUUGCAAUAGGUGACAGUUAACACAGAGACCCUCUACUCGUCAAUAUGUAGAGAAUAAGAGACUGUGGGGUGAUCAGACCCUACAUGGAACAUGCAUAUCACACCCCUCCCACCAAUCUCAGGGAACUUCUCCAAAGAGAGAAUGGAAGAGCCAGAGGUUUUGUGCCACUGUUGCACUUUUGUUCUUAGUUACCUCUGUAACAUUUGUGCCACUGUUGCACUUUGUUCUUGGUUACCUCUGUAACAUUUGUGCCACUGUUGCACUCUGUUCAGACUUUAAGAAAACAAUGUUUCUAGGCACAACAGGGAAGUUGCAUAUAAAAACUCAUGGAGCUAUCGACAGCAUCCAUAAGGCUUAUGCAAACUCAAGCUAGACAAAAUCCCAGCAUGAAAGGGAGGAGGUGGCACAAAAUUCCAUCACUACUUGAUGAGCUACUGACACUCAGUAGCUGCUAGUUGAGGGUGAACCAGGUCUUUUUAAAGAUGUAAUGCCCAGUAGGUUGACCACAUUUUAGGAUAGGUCUCACUAGCAGGAGUAGUUUGGUAAUACAAACUGUUCUCAAUGGAGGGAGAAAAAAAGAAAAAGAAUAGAAGUGUCUUUUCAUAUAGCUCUGGUAAAAUAACCUGACAAAAAUGGCUGUUUUGUUUCACAAAUCCACAUAUAUAAAACCAAUAAAAUAUCAUAAUACUUACACUAAAAUAAUUUCCUAGUUCUAUAAUUUAUUCUUAUUUUUAAUUAUAUAUUGCUUUAAGGUAUUUUGUGACAGGGCAGAUGUUUAUUUGUCUUGUAUUCUUUAUGAGGCUCUUUCAGAUUUAACUAGAAUUUGAUCCUCUUGGUAGAUAAUCCUGUGGAAAAUUAUUCAGCUCUAUCCUAGGAACCCAAGGUAAAGAUGUCCCAGCUAACUUUGUUUCUGUUAAGCUUCUUGUGAAAGCCUCCUCUUCCAACUGACUGUUUAUCUUAGCAUCUGUUAAACUGUUUGCUUGCACAAAAUCCCCUGUACAACUGCCCAACGAGAUACCAGGAAGUGUGUUUUGCCUUUAAAAACCCCUUGUUCACCAUACUUUGGUCCUGAAUAACUGAAUAUAAUUCCAGCUGACUGAAAUGAAACCUUUAUAUUGGCUACAAAAUAUGCCUGAGUGGUAAUUCUAAAAAAUUAAAAAGGUAGGAAUUUUUUUGAAAGCUCACUUUUGCAGAAGACAAAUAUAAAGAGAAAAUCAAGAGACAUAAUAGGAUUUCCUAAAAUACAAAGUGCCAAGCUUUCUUUAGCUCAAAGAUGUAUUCAACAGGAGUUAUAAUUAUUGAACAUGUUAUUUUAUACAGCAUAUAAAUUGACAGGUAUGAUUGAUAAUUUAUAGUAACCAAACAGCUAUUUGUCAUGAAGGAGUUAAUAUCUACAGUUUCUAUCACCCAUUUAGGACUUCCUGCUUUACGAACUAAAUUCUACUCUUGCACUUUAAACACAUUAAUGUGGGAGAAAGCAAUGGUAAUGUUGUUUGUCAACUUAGCAGGAUCUGAAAUCUACACAGAAACAAGCCUCCAGGUACACGUGUGAGUGACUACUGACUUCAGGUUAGCCUCUGAGUUUGCCUGUCCUUGACAAUUUUGAUUAGGUUAAUUUAGAUGGACAGACCUAUCCUAAAAUAGGUGGCAUCUGUUCAUGGGAUGAAGUCCUAGACUGACUGAAAGGUGAAUAAGGUAGAUACCAGCAUUCAUUUCUCUUUGCUUCCUGACUGUACAGGAAAUGUGAAGAUCUGCCUCAAGGUCUUGACACCAUGAUCUCCCCACCUUGAUAGACUGUCUGUUGAAUUGUGAGCCCCAUGUAUCCCUUUGUGUCAGGAUAUUUUAUCAGAGUUACAUGAAAAGUCUCUAUGACACAAAUGAAUAAUUUAAAACAAAUGAAUAGGUUUGAGCACUUUUGAAUGUUCUAGGGAGUUUAAAAUUUAUACUCUGCGAUCUAUUCUAACAGAAAGCUACAAAGACUUCUAAAAAAAGAAAAAAGAAACCAAGAAAAUAAAUACUAUUGACAACAACAUCAAACAAACAAAAGACUAAAUGGAAAAUGUUUGUUUCAUGAUGAUCCUGUAAAAGUGGGAAAGUGCUUUUACAUUAAUGUUUAUGGCUUUUUUGUUUGUUUUGUCUUUUUCUGGGCCGUUGAGAUGUUUCAUCGCUAACAUUGGCAAAUGCAACUAGCCUUUCAUUUCAUGUUGCUGGAAGAGUAUGUGGAGUAUUUGCUUUCAAUGUGGACAUACGCAGUGUUCACAGAACUCACCCUCCUCUGGUGCCUAAACCUGAAGCUUCAUGGACACAGAGACUACCUUACUCAUUCCCGUGGUUUCCCUAAAUGUUUAAUGCCCAUAAGAAUCUUUUACCUAGCCAAACUCAGUAAAACUUCAACAGUUAUUUUAUUUUAUUUUAUUUUAUUUUAUUUUAUUUUAUUGUUGUUUCCUUAAUGCAAAGUCUUAACACUAAGAUGUUGUGUUUGCCCUCGUGACUGGUAUGACAGUGUUGUGUCUAUCAGGUUUGUCAAUUCAGAACUUCAGAUUUGGGCUUCUUUUUUCUUUGCCUGCUUUAAGAUCUUUUUUCCCCCAACUUACACAAGUAAUUUGGAAUCAGUAGAUGGUAUUUGGUUUGCAGGGUACUCUUGGAAGAUUGUUAUGGACCAAAUAUGGAAAUGAGAGUAGAGAAAUUGUAAGUCAAUGUUAAUUACAGAUUUGUAUGACAGCUCAAGCACUCACAUUCUUCUCAAAGACUUAAGAUGAUUGUUUCUUGAAGUAGUGGACGUUUUCCAUGGCUAUCAUUGUAGGGGAGAAAAACAAGCACACAAAAACAAUAAUGGGGAGCAAUCCAUGGUGAAGAGAAAAUGCACCACAGUAGUGAGUUGCCUUAUGAGCUGACUAUAGCAAUAAUAACAGAUUCUCAAUAUUACAAAAAAUAUUUUAUUCAUCAAGAAUGGCUCAUUAUCUAUUGUAAAUCCUACAAAAGCAACUAUUUACAGCCUGAACCUUCUUCCACAUGAUCUACCGUCACGUUUUAGAGCCCACACCAUUGCUAUUUCUCUGUUGCUUCUUUGUUUUGAACCUCUGGUCUUUUUUAUUAAAGAUAUGCCUAGAUUAUAGCUCCUACAUUCUUCUAGCCAAUAGACAUAUGGGAUUCUCGUUGAGUUUAGACUUCCCAGAAUCCUCUAAAAUAUUUAGAACUGAUGGUUUCUAUUGUUUUUUCAUGUAUUGGAUAUACCAGUAUGAAUGAGGCUUCAACAGAUAUGCUAAAACCCAUUGACUUACCCAUCUCUUGAUCCCGCCUUUAUUUAGUGUAUGUACUAGUCACCCAAGAGUAACUCACUGGUCACCUUGGCAGUCAUAUUGACUGCUGUGACAUUAAAGCACUUUUGUUGAAGGAGCCUUUAUUUUGCUUAAUAAUGAGCCCAAGUUUCAAGCAUAUGGAUGUCAGCAAUUUAGAUAUAGCAGAUAAGGAUAACAGUAUGCUUUUGUUAAAUGAGAGCAUAGAAGUUCUCAAUAGAGAAAGGAAAAAAAAAACACCCAACAACAAAACAACAAAACAACAAAACAAACAACAAGACAAAACAAACAAACAAAAACAAUUGUAAAGGCAGAGUGUGUUAACUAAAAUAUGUCAGAUUUACUUAAGGUGUCUUUCCAAGCAUCUUUUUCUCAUUGUCACUUGUUUUUUUCAAAUGUGGAAGAACACUAUUACUUAAGAGUUUCUUCAUAGGCAACUGAAAAUAAAUAAGAACUUGACCUUCCUUGGCUUUCAUUCACCUGGGAGCCCACUGAGAGACAUCACUUAAAAGUUGGAUGUCUGGUGUCAUUUGGAUGUGUAGCUACAAGGAGAGGAACAAUUAGUACCGAGUUAGAAUAUCAACAGCAAGCUUCAGAGGGCUUGUUUUCUAUUGACCUUUCCAAAGUAUCAGUAACUAGGGUUGGAGCCUUAGUUACAAGUUUGUCCUCCAAGAAGUUUGAUCCUUGGAAAUGUGCUUCUUUAGGGUUGAGUCAAAAAGGAAAGUUUUUCUGUUGUUGACAAAAAGUAGUCAUUUAAUUAAAAUAGAAAAUAAAAUCAGUAAAAUAAAAUGAAUAAAAUUAAAAAAUAAUUGUAAAAGUAUUACAAAGAAUAGUAAAAGUGAAAUAAAAUGUAACUGUCAUUUGAAAAGAAGAAACUGACUAUGUGAGGUCCUAUUUGCACUUUUCCUUACCUGUACACCGGGUCCAGUGUGAUGGAGGAAAGGUUUGACUUCCCCAGGAAGGCUCUUCACAGAUGAGCUCAGCUCUGUGCAGCCCAGUCCUGGGUUUUAUUCAUGCGAAUGUUUUUUUGGACUCUUCAGGGUAUGAUUCUCUCUAUAGUUUUAAUUCAGGCACACGUGAUCGAAAUCCAGUCAGUAUUCCUAAGAUAUCUAGGCCCUUUAUCUUUCUCUCGAAAGGACUUCCAAUCAAAAUACAAUGUUAGUUUUAUAUUCUAUUCAAGACUAAGGCCUUGCUACAUUCUCAAGUUCACCUAUUUGGGAAGACAAAGCUACAAAGUUCAGGAAUGCUGUGCUCUGCUGUUAGGCCAGGGUGCUCCUCAUACUGUUUGACAAUAGAGAAGACAGUAUUUGCAGGACUUGAAUCUACUGUGGUGUAUUUGUGGACAGUGGUUGCAGUAAGAAAAUAGACCUGCUAGGGGAAUACCAUAGGUGACCACAGCUGGACAAGAUGGUCAUAAGGAGCUGUCUGCCUAGGAAGAAAAUAUGCUAGGGUUAUCACAUCUGGUGCACACAUGUCCCAGCUGGGAAAAGAUGUUCAGUCACAUGAAAGUCUUGGAUUGAGGGUUAAGUCUAUUAAGGAUUUAGACAUGAGAUUUGAAAUGCCAGGCAAUGAAGUACUUAGUUUCCAACUCUAUAAAAUAUUAGAAUAGGAAAUGUCUACAAUAAAACUUGGAAGUAACUCACAUUUUGAUGUACUGCCAUUUUUAUUUUAUUUUAUUUUUUUACUUUUUUGUGUUGAGAAAUAGGGAGAGGGAGAGAGGAGGAGGAGGAGAAGGAGAAGGAGGAGGAGAAGGAAGAAGAAGAGAAAGAGGAAGAAGAAGAAGAAGAAGAAGAAGAAGAAGAAGAAGAAGAAGAAGAAGAAGAAGAAGAACAACAACAACAACAACAACAACAACAACAACAACAGCAGCAGCAGCAACAAGAGAAAGAUGGAAGAGGAAGAAGCAGCAACAGCAUACACAGGGAAGUUAGAAGUUAAUUCUCUCCAUACACCACGUGGAGUCAGGGAGUUUAAAUCAGGUCAUCGGGCUUGUGAGUGGCAAGCUCCAUUGAUCUGCCAAGCCAUCUUCCCAACCCCUCCUUCUUUUCUUGUGAAGGAAAAAAAAGACCAAGCUUUAAUUUAAGAUUCAGCCAAACCCCAUAAAUCAAAAUGGAGAAUAUUCUGGAGGAAUCAGGGCUCUAUAUUUGAAGGCAUUGGUUCUGGUUAGAAGCCUAGGACUCACUGAGAAGAAAGGAGCAAUGUGGACACUGGAACACAACACUCAAGAGUCCUGUUUGCCUUUGAAAGGAAUAUAGAAAGGAGGGGUAUACAGCGUCAACUGCAUUUACCGAGGUUUCAUACUUACCCUUCUCAAAAGUCGCCGCUGCCGAUUGCUGUGCUCAUUAAAUUCAUUAAGAUGUUGAGUGGAGAGAUUGCUGAGUGGAUAAACUCAGGGAGAUGGCCUCGUGGACAAAAUGUUGCUGCAUAAGUGUGGCGCCUAUUGCUGGAAUCCCCAGUUCCCAGGUCUUUCAUAGUACUCAACUGCCAUAAAGCUUUCAUUACUUUUGGAAACUGACCCAUCUAUUCAACAAAAGAUGAAAAUGCCAUUGCUGGUCAGCCAUCUCCUGCUAAUCUCCUUAACAUCUUGUCUAGGAGACUUUACCUGGCACAGAAGAUAUGGUCAUGGAGUGUCUGAGGAGGACAAAGGAUUUGGGCCCAUUUUUGAAGAGCAGCCAAUCAAUACCAUUUACCCAGAAGAGUCACUGGAAGGAAAAGUGUCACUCAACUGCCGGGCACGCGCCAGCCCAUUUCCAGUUUACAAAUGGAGAAUGAAUAACGGGGACGUGGACCUGACAAACGAUCGGUACAGUAUGGUCGGAGGAAACCUUGUUAUCAACAACCCGGACAAACAGAAAGACGCUGGGGUGUACUACUGCCUGGCAUCCAACAACUACGGAAUGGUCAGGAGCACGGAGGCAACUCUGAGCUUCGGGUAUCUCGACCCCUUUCCUCCCGAGGAGCGUCCGGAAGUGAAGGUGAAGGAAGGGAAGGGCAUGGUGCUUCUCUGUGAUCCUCCCUACCACUUCCCAGAUGAUCUUAGCUACCGCUGGCUUCUGAAUGAAUUUCCUGUAUUUAUCACCAUGGAUAAGCGAAGAUUUGUGUCUCAGACCAACGGCAAUCUCUACAUCGCAAAUGUCGAGUCUUCUGACAGAGGCAACUACUCCUGCUUUGUGUCCAGUCCUUCUAUUACAAAGAGUGUGUUCAGCAAGUUUAUUCCCCUCAUUCCGAUUCCUGAACGAACAACAAAGCCAUAUCCUGCUGAUAUUGUGGUGCAGUUCAAGGACAUAUACACCAUGAUGGGCCAAAAUGUGACUUUAGAGUGUUUCGCUCUAGGGAACCCUGUUCCUGAUAUCCGGUGGCGGAAGGUGCUAGAACCAAUGCCCAGCACUGCUGAGAUAAGCACGUCAGGGGCUGUCCUCAAGAUCUUCAACAUCCAGCUAGAAGAUGAAGGCCUCUACGAGUGUGAGGCUGAGAACAUCCGGGGAAAGGACAAGCACCAGGCAAGAAUCUAUGUUCAAGCGUUUCCUGAGUGGGUAGAGCAUAUCAAUGACACUGAGGUGGACAUAGGCAGUGACCUCUACUGGCCUUGCAUAGCCACAGGGAAGCCCAUUCCUACCAUCAGGUGGCUGAAAAAUGGAUACUCGUAUCACAAAGGGGAACUGAGACUGUAUGAUGUGACUUUUGAAAAUGCCGGGAUGUACCAGUGCAUAGCAGAAAACGCGUAUGGGUCCAUUUAUGCCAACGCUGAGCUCAAGAUCCUGGCUUUAGCUCCAACUUUUGAAAUGAAUCCUAUGAAGAAAAAGAUCUUGGCUGCGAAAGGUGGAAGGGUUAUCAUUGAAUGUAAACCCAAGGCCGCACCAAAACCCAAGUUUUCAUGGAGCAAAGGGACGGAGUGGCUCGUUAACAGCAGCAGAAUACUCAUAUGGGAAGAUGGUAGCUUGGAAAUCAAUAAUAUUACAAGAAAUGAUGGUGGAAUCUAUACAUGCUUUGCAGAAAAUAACAGAGGAAAAGCUAAUAGCACUGGGACUCUGGUGAUCACAAAUCCCACACGAAUUAUUUUGGCCCCAAUCAAUGCUGACAUCACUGUUGGGGAAAAUGCCACCAUGCAGUGUGCUGCGUCUUUCGAUCCUGCCUUGGACCUCACGUUUGUGUGGUCCUUCAAUGGCUACGUGAUUGACUUUAACAAGGAAAUUACGCAUAUCCAUUACCAGAGGAAUUUUAUGCUCGACGCCAAUGGGGAACUGCUCAUCCGAAAUGCGCAGCUGAAACACGCAGGCCGGUACACGUGCACGGCGCAGACAAUCGUGGACAAUUCCUCGGCUUCCGCUGACCUUGUCGUUCGAGGCCCCCCAGGUCCCCCAGGAGGCCUGAGAAUAGAAGACAUCAGAGCUACCUCUGUGGCACUGACUUGGAGCCGUGGUUCCGACAAUCACAGCCCUAUCUCUAAAUACACGAUCCAGACCAAGACGAUUCUCUCAGAUGACUGGAAAGAUGCGAAGACAGAUCCCCCAAUCAUUGAAGGAAACAUGGAGUCAGCAAAAGCAGUGGAUUUGAUCCCUUGGAUGGAGUAUGAAUUUCGAGUGGUGGCGACCAAUACUUUAGGGACAGGAGAGCCCAGCAUACCCUCAAACAGGAUCAAAACAGACGGUGCUGCACCAAAUGUGGCUCCCUCAGAUGUAGGCGGUGGGGGCGGAACCAACAGAGAGCUGACAAUAACGUGGGCGCCUUUGUCGAGAGAGUACCAUUACGGUAACAAUUUUGGUUACAUAGUGGCGUUUAAGCCAUUUGAUGGAGAAGAGUGGAAGAAAGUGACUGUGACUAACCCAGACACUGGCCGCUACGUCCACAAAGAUGAGACCAUGACCCCCUCCACCGCGUUUCAAGUCAAAGUGAAAGCCUUCAACAAUAAAGGAGAUGGGCCCUACAGCCUCGUAGCUGUCAUCAACUCUGCACAAGAUGCUCCCAGUGAAGCCCCCACAGAGGUAGGGGUCAAAGUGUUAUCAUCCUCUGAGAUAUCUGUCCAUUGGAAGCAUGUGUUAGAGAAAAUUGUGGAAAGCUAUCAGAUUCGGUACUGGGCUGGGCAUGACAAAGAAGCAGCCGCACACAGAGUUCAGGUCACCAGCCAGGAGUACUCAGCCAGACUGGAGAACCUUCUUCCCGACACCCAGUACUUCAUUGAAGUGGGAGCCUGCAACAGUGCCGGAUGCGGACCUUCCAGUGAUGUGAUCGAGACCUUCACCAGAAAAGCCCCUCCUAGCCAACCACCAAGGAUCAUCAGUUCGGUGAGAUCUGGCUCACGAUAUAUAAUCACAUGGGAUCACGUUGUGGCACUAUCCAAUGAAUCUACUGUGACAGGCUACAAGAUACUCUAUAGACCGGAUGGCCAACAUGACGGCAAGCUGUUCUCAACCCAUAAACACUCCAUAGAAGUCCCCAUCCCCAGAGACGGAGAGUAUGUUGUCGAGGUUCGAGCACACAGCGACGGGGGAGACGGAGUCGUGUCUCAAGUCAAAAUUUCAGGCGUGUCCACGCUGUCUUCGAGUCUCCUCAGCUUGCUCCUGCCCUCCCUUGGCUUUCUUGUCUACUCGGAAUUCUGAAUGUUACGACCUUGGCUGUUUUCAUCCCUGCUCAGAGGAUGCUCUUCAUCAUGGGAUGACUGUAAUUCCUUCUAAUCCCUGCGGCUCCAUCCUAAGCCAAACAAAUUAGACUCUAACAAGCUGUUCAACUGAUUUCCCAACACAUCACGACUGAGGCAUUCAGGAACCCCUUCAUCCAAAAGAAUAACUUUCAAGUGGAAAUAAAGUGAUUUUUAACUCGUUCCAAUAUGCCUUAUAAACCAUUUAACCUGAUUCUGUGAAAGUUGCAUGACUUAAAUCAAUGGACAAGUUACAGUGUUCAAUUCAAUGCCCUAGGCUGUAGAGUGAAGGUCACCAUACACAGGUGCUUUACAUGUUUGACAAGUUGUGAAAUAUAAUAGAGAUUGAAAUGUUGAUUGUAUGUAGUAUGUGUUCGAGUAAUGCAGUCUCUUGUAUUAGCCUAUAUGUUUGGGUUCCUGCCUAUUUUUGAAAGACCCUCAUCAUUCAUGAUAUUUUGAGUUUUCCAUAAAAUUAAAACAAAAAAAAUAGAAAAAAAAUCAUUUUGACAUAAACACCAUUACCAAAUCACUUUACUGAAUGAGUUGGAAGUUUUUGACUAUGAAAACCAAAUUAUAGAACUUACUAUUAUCAGUAUUCUUAUUUUUGAUGUAAUUUUCUACACAUUUGCUUUUCAGAAUCCCUAAUACUCUUCAGUUAGUUUUCUAAUGCUGACGUUCCCAUGCCACGUGAGGAUUUUUUUUUUUUUUUUUACUUUUGUAUUCUAAUCUGAAAUUGUUUUGUGCUUUUCUUCUCAUCAAUGUCAAACCACAGAAGCUGCAGCGCAUCUGGAACAUUGUCUACUGCUGUGUUUAUUCAUGUGUGGAAUGACAGGUUUGGGGAAGUAGAGCGCUUUCAUUUAUACUGCAAUGCGAUCGUCUUUAUCCAGCUAGAAACAAGUGACAGUAAAGUAUCAGAAUCUCUGAAUGUUCUCAUUGUUCUGGUUUUGUGCUUCAUGCCUAAGUAUAAACUCUCUUUACAAGAAGGUGUAGAGUCAAGAAUUCAUAUGCAGGUUUGGAAAAAGCUACAGAAUUCCAUUUCAAGAAGUUUAAAGCUCGUUUCCCAUUUCAAUGCAAUACUGAAAACUGGCUAAAAAUACCAAAUCAGAAUGUUGCUAAGUGGUCCUAUGAAGAAUAUGCAAAGCUGGGAGGCAGGCGAGGUCGGCAGUGUCCUGCGCGAGGAUGUCUCCCAAGUGCUGUUGUGAAGGAAUUUGUGAGGUGUGAAAGGGAAACCUGUGUUUCCUCAUUGUCCAUGGUGUGCCCAGAGAUGUGUCUGAGUGUGGGUGUGGAAGAACUCGGGUAAUAAAGAAUUAGCUGGCUCCUGGAGCAGUGCAAUGUUUGGUUCCUUGAGAAAUCGAAUCCUAUUUUAUUAGCACAAUCUUGCUGGCUAAUUAGAGACAGAGUUUAUCUUUUUAGAAAAGAUACCCUAUAGGUCCAUAAAGAAUAUUUACAGGAAACAAAAAUAGAUCUAUUAAUAUGUUACCCCUAUCUUUAAUUUGUAUAAUUUUUGUACUAUAUGUGUAAAGGUUUAAAGUCCUCAUUAUGAAAAUAUCAAUAAAUAUUUCAUUAAUUUACACUUAACACUUUGUUAUACAAAUGAAACUUUUUAAAUCGGUAAAACAGAUGCUCUCCCAGUAGAAGCAUGUCAACAAACCAUCGCCAGGUUUCAUAAAAUAUUUAAUGAUUUGCAAAAGAAGAAAAUGACUUCAUACUUUAGGGAGAUGAACACUCUGUAAGCUUUCUGUACAAACGUUGUGUUUUCCUUGUUAUAUUCGGGGGUUUUCCUCUUGCGAUGUGACCCAUGUUGGGCAUUUUUGUAUCAUCAAUUAACAACUACAUCUUUUGCCAAAUGCAUGCCUGCCUUUUCCGUUCUAAUAUGUGGUAAUAAAGACCAAAACUGGCUAGAUUUUGCAUGAAAAUGGUUCUGAAAGAUAAGAAAACAGACUUUGAAGGUUGUUUAGUUUAAAUAUGUGGCGGAUAGACUCAACUCUCUCAUGCACAAAUGACUUCUGCUUUUCAUUUCCUCAUAUAAUUGUACAGAUGUGACUGGGACCAUCAGUUUUAAACUGUUGUCAAGCUAACCAAUGUAUCACAUGCUUUAAGAUGCAAGAUAAUUAAUUAAACUUUAUAUAGCUCUAGACACAUCUGUUGUUUCUUUGUAUUUCAGGAAAGGUAAUAGUAGUUUCAUUUGAUACUGAUAAAUAACGAAUUGAUUUUUUUAGUUAUUUUUUAUCAUUUUCUUCAAUGGAGUAGUAUAGGACUGUCGUUUGUCCUUUUUAUGAAUGAAUACAAAUUAUAAAGAAAUAAAUGUCUUACUGUUGCCCAAAAA
This is a messenger RNA of Mus musculus (house mouse), 18015 nucleotides long. It is a transcript of the gene Cntn1, whose product is annotated as contactin 1. The record is from RefSeq and is a predicted model, not a curated record. The transcript has 25 exons. Bases 12589 to 15651 code for a protein of 1020 amino acids. Lineage: Eukaryota; Metazoa; Chordata; Mammalia; Rodentia; Muridae. Gene Ontology annotation, cellular component: plasma membrane.